AAUAUGGGGCAUUUCGUGCGUGGGUUGAUCAUGACAGGUCGUUGAAAAUUUCUUUGUCAAAAGUGUAUAUGUAUAUAGGCAUAACAUAGAAGAGGGUGCCAUCCAUUAUUCAAAAUGUUUUUGAAUGUGAUCUUGAUUACUCAUAUAUUUUGUAUUAGCAAAGCACUACUGGUAGAGGACACAAAUGAGUGCAGCUCACAUCCUUGUAAAAACGGAGGUGUUUGCAACAACCUUACAGAGGAAUACACAUGCUCGUGCAGUCAGCGUUACACGGGAUUAAGAUGUGAAACAGACACUUGUGAAGGACAUUUCACGAGUCUCAUGGGAAGUUUUGGGACUCCAAGAUAUCGAAAUCCAUUUCGAAGAAGGCAACUGUGUCGUUAUUACAUCAGUGUUCCAGCCGGAUACACAAUAAAACUGACAUUAACUGAACUCAAAAUACAUAGCUAUUUGGAAUUUUUAUUUGUUUAUGAUGGCACACGUACAUCCGACGUAAUGAUUUUAGGUUUGGGCAAUUAUGAUGAGCCAAGAACAGUAGAGACGAGAGGAAACAACAUGUUGGUUACAUUUAAAUCCGAUUUUGAGAAUUUACGGUCUGGCUUCCAGGCCAGUUACACUACAAGAAGUUUUGACUGUCCUCCCGGACAGGUAAGAUGUACUGCCGACAGAUCAAAUGGUUGUAUAUCGCCACACAAAUUCUGUGAUGAAUCUUCGGACUGUCCAUAUGGAUAUGAUGAACGAAACUGCCAAUACAAUAACACAUGCGGUACAAAUCAGUUCCGUUGUAGAUCAGGACAGUGUAUUCACAAUCAAUGGAAAUGUGAUGGACAUAGAACGUGUAUAGAUGGUUCUGAUGAAUUAGCCUCAAUCUGUACAGAUCCCUCGUGGAACACUUGCACAAAUUGGUGGGAGUUUGAAUGUUCUACUGACAGGCAGUGUAUCCAUAAGAAAUUGAAAUGUGAUGGAUUCGAAGAUUGCUUUGACGGAUCUGACGAAAGCAAUUGCCUCUAGGGUUUCACAUGAAAUCACGCGUGUAUAGACUUAUUAUAUUCAUGUUUUCAGUUGCUUAUGGCAAAAGUCAAAUUUUUAGAGCGUAAAAUGAACAGAAUUAUAUUAUUUAAAUAGUUCUGAAAAUGCAAGUAUAAUGUACACUACAUUUAAAAUAAAAAAAUAUUAUAAACCUGAAAUAAACAAAUAUAGUGUUUUGUCCGAAUAUUAUAGUUGUAUUCAGGAAAGAUAUUUAUACAAUUAAAAAUGUUGUAUUUUU
Molecule: messenger RNA, 1267 nt
Organism: Mytilus californianus (California mussel)
Lineage: Eukaryota; Metazoa; Mollusca; Bivalvia; Mytilida; Mytilidae
Product: fibropellin-1-like
Exons: 7
Coding region: 115-1011 (298 amino acids)
Cellular component (GO): plasma membrane
Molecular function (GO): calcium ion binding; protein binding
Source: RefSeq, a predicted model, not a curated record